This is a messenger RNA of Triticum dicoccoides, 960 nucleotides long. RefSeq names its product 26 kDa endochitinase 2-like. The record is from RefSeq and is a predicted model, not a curated record. Lineage: Eukaryota; Viridiplantae; Streptophyta; Magnoliopsida; Poales; Poaceae. Gene Ontology annotation, biological process: cell wall macromolecule catabolic process; chitin catabolic process; defense response to fungus. The coding region runs from base 10 to 960 and encodes 316 amino acids. The transcript is spliced from 2 exons. Gene Ontology annotation, molecular function: chitin binding; chitinase activity.
UACCCAUCUAUGGUCCUUACCUUGGUAGCAGUGCUAGCCACGGCGGCCAUGGUUAUCGCAUGUGCACGCGCUGUGCAGUGCGGCUCGCAGGCUGGCGGGGCGACAUGCCCAAACUGCCUCUGUUGUAGCCACUUCGGCUGGUGCGGCUCCACACCGGAAUACUGUGGCGAUGGUUGCCAGAGCCAUUGCUCUGGCUGCGGCAGCACGCCUGUCACACCCUACCCCUUCGGUGGUGUGUCCUCCAUCGUCUCCCGCUCCCUUUUCAACCAAAUUCUCCUCCACCGUAAUGACCCAGCAUGCCAGGCCAAGGGCUUCUACACAUAUGACGCCUUCAUCGCUGCCGCCGCUGCCUUCCCUGGCUUUGGUACCACUGGUGGCAUCGCCACCCGGAAGCGCGAGAUAGCUGCCUUCCUAGCGCAGACCUCCCAUGAGACCACUGGCGGAUGGCCCACAGCCCCGAAUGGGCCCUACACAUGGGGCUACUGCUACAAGCACGAGCGCACUACCUCCAGCUACUGCACCCCAAGCGAGCAGUGGCCAUGUGCCCCUCGAAGGCGCUACUAUGGCCGCGGGCCCAUCCAGCUAACUCACAACUACAACUACGGGCAGGCAGGACGGGCCAUUGGGGCUGACCUGUUGGGCAACCCGAACUUGGUGGUCGUGAAUCCAACCGUGUCUUUUGAGACGGCGAUGUGGUUCUGGAUGACGGAGCAACCGCCCAAGCCUUCGAGCCAUGCAGUGAUCACAGGACAAUGGAACCCGUCGGCGACGGACCGUGCUGCGGGGCGGGUGCCUGGGUUCGGCGUGAUCACCAACAUCAUCAAUGGCGGGAUCGAGUGCUUUCACGGGUAUGAUGAACGUGUUGAGGACCGAAUCGGAUUUUACAAACGCUACUGCAACAUCUUUGGUAUCGGCUAUGGUGACAACCUGGACUGCUACAAACAGAGGCCCUUUGCCUAA